This is a messenger RNA of Myodes glareolus (Bank vole), 2375 nucleotides long. RefSeq names its product cholinergic receptor nicotinic beta 4 subunit (gene Chrnb4). Gene Ontology annotation, molecular function: acetylcholine-gated monoatomic cation-selective channel activity; transmembrane signaling receptor activity. Gene Ontology annotation, biological process: monoatomic ion transmembrane transport. Gene Ontology annotation, cellular component: postsynaptic membrane. NCBI's taxonomy places the organism in Eukaryota, Metazoa, Chordata, Mammalia, Rodentia, Cricetidae. The record is from RefSeq and is a predicted model, not a curated record.
UUCCCUGGCGGGCGCGCACGGGCUCCCCUGGGUCCUAGUGCUGCCUGUCAGACAUACUGCCGACCAGGACAGUCGCUCAUUCGCAGCUCCAGUGCAGGGUGACCUGCAGCCACCGGGUCGGCCAUGAGGGGCACACCCCUGCUCCUCGUCUUUCUGUUCGCCCUGCUUCGGUGGCGUGGGGACUGCCGCCUGGCCAAUGCAGAGGAGAAGCUGAUGGAUGACCUCCUGAACAAAACCCGCUACAACAACCUGAUCCGCCCAGCCACCAGCGCCUCUCAGCUCAUCUCCGUCCAGCUGGAGCUAUUAUUGUCCCAGCUCAUCAGUGUGAAUGAACGAGAACAAAUCAUGACCACCAACAUCUGGCUGAAGCAGGAAUGGACUGACUACCGCCUGGCCUGGAACAGCUCCUAUUAUGAAGGGGUGAACAUUCUGAGGAUCCCUGCAAAGCGUGUCUGGUUGCCUGACAUCGUCUUGUAUAACAAUGCUGAUGGGACCUACGAGGUGUCUUUCUACGCCAACGUCAUCGUGCGUUCCAAUGGCAGCAUCCAGUGGCUGCCCCCUGCCAUCUACAAGAGCGCCUGCAAGAUUGAGGUGAAGCACUUUCCCUUUGACCAGCAGAACUGCACUCUCAAGUUCCGCUCCUGGACCUACGACCACACAGAGAUCGACAUGGUCCUUAAAUCGCCCACGGCCGUCAUGGAUGACUUUACCCCCAGUGGCGAGUGGGACAUCGUGGCCCUCCCGGGGCGAAGGACAGUGAACCCGCAGGACCCCAGCUACGUGGAUGUGACCUAUGACUUCAUCAUCAAGCGCAAGCCGCUCUUCUACACCAUCAACCUCAUCAUCCCCUGCGUGCUCAUCACCUCGCUGGCCAUCCUGGUCUUCUACCUGCCCUCGGACUGCGGGGAGAAGAUGACGCUCUGCAUCUCCGUGCUGCUAGCCCUCACGUUCUUCUUGCUGCUGAUCUCCAAGAUUGUGCCUCCCACCUCCCUUGACGUCCCGCUCAUUGGCAAGUACCUCUUGUUUACCAUGGUGCUGGUCACCUUUUCCAUCGUCACCACUGUCUGUGUCCUCAACGUUCACCACCGCUCCCCCAGCACUCACACCAUGGCUGCCUGGGUCAAGGACUGCUUCCUGCACAAGCUGCCCACCUUCCUCUUCAUGAAGCGCCCGGGUCUCAAAGUUAACCCAGCUGGGGCCCCUCAUCCCAGCCAGUUGCACCUGACCUCAGCUGAUGCUGCCACUACCUCUGCCUUAGGCCCCACCAGCCCAUCCAACGUCUACGGGCAUUCCAUGUACUUUGUGAACCCCGUCCUUGCCGCUCCCAAGUCUGCCGUCGGCUCCCACACAGCAGGCAACCCCAGGGAUGCCCGCCUGAGGUCCUCGGGGAGGUUCCGGCAGGACCUACAGGAAGCUUUAGAGGGCGUCAACUUCAUCGCCCAGCAUCUGAAGAGUGAUGACCAAGAUCAGAGCGUCAUCGAGGACUGGAAAUUCGUAGCGAUGGUCGUCGACCGCCUGUUCCUGUGGGUGUUUGUGUUUGUGUGUAUCCUGGGCACGGUGGGGCUCUUCCUUCCUCCCCUCUUUCAGACCCACGCACCUUCCAAGGGCACCUAGGCUCCCCAGCGUGCCAAGGGCCCCUGGGUUACAGUAAGAUGAUGUGAGAAGCCAAGUGGGCAGUUCACUGCUUCCUCUGGGUCCCAGCUAUUGAGGCCCUAAGUAAAAACGUGACCACUGGCAGUCAGCCCCAUGAAACCAGCCACAGCCGUGAGAAGGACAAGGAUGGCUAGCUUGCACUGUCCCCUCAGAUGCCUUUGAGUAAGUUCCCAAAGGAGUGGGUUAGGCUGUGGACGUUCAGCCUGGCCUCCUUCCUUCCCUGUGUCUGGCCCUGGAGUCAGUCAUCCGAGCAGCAUCUGCUGUGCCAUGUACCAAGCCAUCACACGCCAGCCUGCCUUUCCAUCCAUCUCCCUCCACCCCCAGCUGCCCAAUAGAUUCCUGGCUCUUCCUCCAUCUCCUCAUGCUUCCAGAUCCCCAGGUCAGAAUCUCUAUAUCUGCUGUGGUUCCUGCCCAAAUCCUCACACGCUUACUGCCCAAGGUUUUCACAUGGCUGUUCUAGUCAGGGCUCUGCUCCCAUAAUCCUCUGCUCCAUUGUCAUGUCUUGUAGAAGCCUUCCCUAGUCGUACAUUCCGAAGUAGUGUCUCCUAUGACGGCAUUAAACUUACAGCCUGUUUGAAUGUCCCCCAUUGGUACCUACAGCUCUUAGUUGGUGGCAUACCAGUCACCUAUAUCUUGCCCAUGGGAGUGUGUGCUCCACAAAACAAGGGCUUGAGACAGCGCUCUGCACACAGAAGGUGAAAAAUAAAUAUUUGUUGAAUGAA